AUGGUCCAGUCACCGGAGAUUAUGGAGUCCAAGGGCGGAUUUUUCGCCAGCAUAGGCAGCCCCAGUUCCACCUUUGACGUUGAGGACGGGACUCAUCAUCACAACCAACGCACUCCCAUUAAGCGCUUCGAUCAUCGUGAAGCACGAAAGACCCUCAUGCUAAACGCUGCGUUGAGGCUACUCGGAACAUUGUUCUUCAGCGCAUUGAUGUGCGUCACACUGAGAGCGUGGGAAGGAUUUCGCCAGCCCGUUGCGCUUUCCAGGAUGGAUGUUAAGAUCUUCAAUUCGCUUACAAUCGCUCUUUCACUAUGUCUGGGUCUGAACUUACUGGCCUCUUUAAAGCACUACGCAUCGGUGAUCCGAUGGUCUUUCCUUACGAAGCGAUACAUCAGCCUGGAGGUAUUCGAUCUCAUUCUACACCUUGAAUCGCUGGCUAGUGUUACUAAGCUUAUGAUCAUAUCCUGGCCUGGAAUACGAGGCAAGAAAUGGCUGCGCAAGUUCCGGUGGUUCAAAGACAUCAGAGCAGAUGGGACGAAGUGGAUGUGGCUUGCGUGUCUAGUAUGGCUUGCUAUCAACCUCGGAUCUCAGGUUCUGGUCGCAUUACUGAGUUUGUUCUGGCCAAUGGUGACUUCGGAACUCCCCCUUCUGGCCAAUGGAAACGUAACAGUAGCCGACUUGAACGCCUGGUACAUUGACACCAAUCCAGUUAUCAACAACGCCGACGAAGAGCCUCGACUGAUGAAUGACACAACUCUAAUGGCGGCCUGGUCGUUUGGCAUGGAGGCCGCAAGCUACCCCAACUACACUCUUGGGGAAAUAGAACAUGCCGAAUCUGAUCUAUCCGUUUUGGCAGCUGCACCAAUUUACAAAGGCGAUGGCGCCUGGUACUACCGCUUUCUCAACCGCUGGCCGACACGCCCCAGCUCCCGCAAUGUCACUGUGAAGGCAACAUGCAACCACCUCGAGCUACUGAACGACACUGUCUAUGAUGGAAACGACAACAUUUAUUACCUCUUGGCAAGAGAGCGUGGAACGGAGGACUAUCUCCCGUACUACAUGCCCGAAAACGUCAGGGGUGAAACCAUUUGGGUUGGAUCCGUGGAAGCACACUGCGGCCCAAGAUGCACAAACUUCACCGUCGUGCAGCAACCAUUCGGCAACAUACGCAGCACGUCCCUGUUCGUCUGCAACAACACCCUCGGAGAAGUGACCCGUGCCGACAGCACAGACAUAAAACCAUACACAGACGCCGACAGGGCAGCCCUAUACGGUAGCGACGAGUUUGCCCGUAUAGCCGCUGGUACAAUCGCCUGGACGGGUAUUCCUUGGGACCUCUUAGACCGACAGACUAGAUACUACGGUCAAGGUUCCAAAUGGUCGCCCGAUCACGAUGUGACGGAACAAGAAGUCGAAGAAAUGCUGAUGCGUUUCACAAUCGGCGCUGUAGCCGCCUUUGACAACCACGGCAUCCGAUAUAAUCUCACAGAUCAAAUUGUUCCUCUGCCAGGCCAGCAACUCGACGUAGACUGGUCCUACAUCUUCAGCAUCCUAGGCGGGAUCUGCUUCAUCCAAUUCCUCGCUCUCUGCACGCUGGGUCUCUUCGCCAACCGCACGAUUGUCCGCGACGAGAGUUUCUUUAGUAUGGCCAUGCUCUUGAAACCUGUUGUGAGUCGUAUUGGAGGUGAUACAGCGAUGGUCAUGAGUGGGGAUGAGAUCAAGGAGGCGAGGGCGCUACGGUUUAAGAAGAUCCAGUAUAAUUAUCAUGAGGGGGAGAAGGGGGAGCCGAACAAGGUUGCUAUAUUCUUCGAGGGUGAGGAUCGCAGGGAGAGUAGGAAGAGUUGGGCUGCGGGAAGUUAUAGUUAG
Molecule: messenger RNA, 1863 nt
Organism: Alternaria incomplexa
Lineage: Eukaryota; Fungi; Ascomycota; Dothideomycetes; Pleosporales; Pleosporaceae
Exons: 1
Coding region: 1-1863 (620 amino acids)
Source: RefSeq, a predicted model, not a curated record